Molecule: messenger RNA, 487 nt
Organism: Cynoglossus semilaevis (tongue sole)
Lineage: Eukaryota; Metazoa; Chordata; Actinopteri; Pleuronectiformes; Cynoglossidae
Gene: rpl37a
Product: ribosomal protein L37a
Exons: 4
Coding region: 95-373 (92 amino acids)
Biological process (GO): translation
Cellular component (GO): cytosolic large ribosomal subunit; ribosome
Molecular function (GO): structural constituent of ribosome; large ribosomal subunit rRNA binding
Source: RefSeq, a predicted model, not a curated record
AGACUCAAAGUCCCACAAUGCAUCGGAGUUGAGUGGGUAAAGCGCGCGUGCGCAAUGAGCACUCCCUCUUUCGCCCUGCUUCUCUACUGAAACGAUGGCCAAGCGCACCAAGAAGGUGGGGAUUGUUGGUAAAUAUGGCACACGUUAUGGUGCAUCGCUGAGGAAGAUGGUCAAAAAAAUUGAAAUCUCCCAGCAUUCAAAAUACACCUGUUCCUUCUGUGGCAAGACCAAGAUGAAGAGAAGGGCUGUUGGUAUCUGGCACUGUGGGUCCUGCAGGAAAACAGUUGCUGGAGGUGCCUGGACCUACAAUACCACAUCUGCUGUCACAGUCAAGUCAGCAAUCAGGAGAUUAAAGGAGUUAAAAGACCAGUAAACCUGUGAGAUCAUCACUGGUGGAAAUUGGACUUGGUUUUCUAUGAGUUAGCAGAGUUGGACUUAAACAGCUUAUGUGAGGAGGGAAAAUACCAAUAAACCAGUCUGAAGCGGU